AUGGAAAAUGAUUUAUCAAUUGAUGAUCAAGAUGAUAUCAGUUUUCUAUGGUAUGAUAAAGAUGAGAACAUUGAUGAUAUAAAAUCUAAUUUGAAAAACAAAAUCAAUUAUACAAUAAACUUCUAUACAAAUUUAGAAAUAUGUAUAGACAAUAUUGAAUCAAUUCAAAGGAAAAUGAAACGAGUAUUUUUUAUAACAUCAACUUCAUAUUUAAAUGAUAUCAUAUCAAAAAUUCAUAAUUUACGACAAAUUGAUUCGAUUUUUCUCAUGUCAAAAGAAUAUUUUGAUAUUGAAGAAAAAUAUUCAAAAAUAAUUGGAAUAUUUACUCAAUAUGAUGAUUUAAUAAAUUCUAUUCAACAAAAUAUUGAUGUUUUAAAAAAUGAUUUACAAUCAUUUAGUAUCUAUACUCAAAAUAAAAAAUCAACACAUAAUAUAUCAAAAGAAUCUGCAUCAUUUCUUUGGUUUAUUUUAUUUAAAAAUGUUAUUCUUGCUUUAUCACAAGAUAAACAAGCAAAACAAGAUAUGAUUAAUAAAUUAAAAGAACGCUAUCAAAAUAAUAAUCGACAAUUAAAACUCAUUGAACAUUUUGAUAAAACAUUUCGAAUAGAAGAUUCAAUUAAAUGGUAUACAAGACAACAAUUUAUUUAUAAAACAAUAAAUCGAUCAUUACGAACAAAAAAUAUUAAUGAAUUAUAUGGAUAUAGAUAUUUUAUUGGAUCUUUAUCAAAAAAUCUUUCCGAUCAAUAUAAUCUUAUCAAAGAUUAUGGUGCUAAACUUAUACUUUAUCAUGGUGUUCAUUUGUCAAAUAAUGAAAUAGAUAAAUUAAAAACUAAUGAAGGCAAUUUAAUAUCAAUGAAUGGUUUUCUUUCAACAACAUUAUCAAAAUCAGUGGCUUUAAAGUUCACUGGAAUAUCAAAUGAGAAUAGACAUCGUGUUUUAUUUGAAAUUGAAUGUGAUACUGAUUUAAUUGAAAGUGUUAUUCUUGCAAGUAUUGAUGAAUAUAGUCAUAUUCUAGAUGAACAAGACAUUUUAUUCGACUUAGGUGCAACAUUUGAAAUUUUAUCUGUAAUUAAAUAUAAUAAUUUAUAUUUAAUAAAAAUAAAAGCAACAGAUGAAGGAACUAAAAUAAUAAAAGAAUAUAUUGAAUUGAAUAGACAAGAAAUGAUAACAACAAGUACUGUUAUUCUCUGGGGUAUUUUACUUAUUGAAAUGGAUCAAUAUGAUAAUGCAAUUAAAUAUUUUAAUUAUCUUUUGUCGAAUGCUAAAGAAAAAAAUAUAAGUGAAAUUUAUAUUAAUCUUGGUUUAGCAUAUUUAAAAUUAGGAAAAAUAGAUGAUGCAAUAAAAAAUUAUCAUUCUGCUUAUGAUUUAAUUAAAAGAAAAAAUGGAUCAAAAAUUAAUAAUCAUUCUAUUCUAGCAUAUCUUGGUACAACUUAUAGAUUAAACGGUAAUUAUGAAAUUGCUCUAUCCUUUUUUAAUAAAUAUAUUGAAGAUCUAUCGACAAAUCAAAACUUAAAUAUUUUAAAAAAACAAAAUUAUUCGCCGGCUUUAAUAAAUAUAGCUAAUAUUUAUUUCAAUAUGUCUGAUUAUGACCGAGCAUUAGAAAUGUAUCUAAAAUCUCUAGAAAUUAAUAUCGAUACUUUUUCAAUUGAAACUUUACAAACAGUUCGAAAUAUAAAUAAUAUUAGUACAAUUCUAAUGAAACAAGGAAAAUUUCAUCUUGUUUUAGAAGCAUUUUUUCACACAUUAAAAGUAUUUGAAAAAUGUUUAUUACCGACACAUCAAGAUAUUGCUCGUCUCUUUAUUAACAUUGGACUUACUUUUGAUUCAGUAAAAAAAUAUGAUGAUGCAUUAAUAUAUUAUAAGAAAGCAUUAUAUAUUCAAAAAAUAUUGUUUCCAAUUGGACAUCAAGAUGUUGCUGUUACAUUAAAUCAUAUGGGUAUGACUUUUACAAAAAAAUGUGAUUAUAAAAAUGCUUAUGAAGUUUUUUUACAAGCAUUAACUAUGCGAGAAGAAUUUCUAUCCUUUAAUCAUCCUGAUCGAAUUAUAAGUUUGUUAAAUUUCGGAAAUUUGUAUCUAGUACAAAAAAACUAUACAGAAGCUAUUGUUUAUUAUACAAAAGCGUUAGACAUACAAGAGAAAAUUUUUUCUCAUGAACAUCACAUAAUCUUUUCAACUUUAGUUUUAAUUGGAGAUACUUAUUAUGAUGAUGAUCAAGUUAAUGAUUCACUUGUUUAUUAUAAAAAAGCAUUAGAUCUACAGAAAAAUCUUUCAAAUAUAGCGAUCAAUCAAGUUUUGUCUAUUAAAAUAAACAUGGGAAAUAUAUUUCUUGAACAAGAUAAUUACAAUGAAGCUGUGAUAUUUUACUUACAAGGAUUCAAUAUAAAUGAAAAAUUAGUUAAAUUAGUAAUUUAUAACAUUUGUAAUAAUUUUGAUAUGCUUUCUACAAUAUGGAAGCAACAAGAUAAAAUGGAAUUAGCAUUUGAUUUUAAACAAAGAAGUUUAAAAUUAAAAGAAAAAUGUUUAUUCGAUAAAAUAUUUCGAGAGAGUAUAAUUACCGAUGGUAAUACAGUUUUAAAUAAAGAAGAUGCAGAAAAUGAAAUUAAACGACGAAAAUAUAUUAUUACUAUGUCUUUUAGAAAACAACCGAUCGGCUCAAUUAUGACGGUUUUUGUAUUAAAAAGUUUUAUGUUUAGAUUUUUAAAUAUUAAAUAA
Rotaria sp. Silwood2 is the source of this 2712-nucleotide messenger RNA. The record is from the annotation of a GenBank genome assembly. Lineage: Eukaryota; Metazoa; Rotifera; Eurotatoria; Philodinida; Philodinidae.